This is a messenger RNA of Ilyonectria robusta, 681 nucleotides long. RefSeq lists its product as uncharacterized. The coding region runs from base 1 to 681 and encodes 226 amino acids. The transcript is spliced from 2 exons. NCBI's taxonomy places the organism in Eukaryota, Fungi, Ascomycota, Sordariomycetes, Hypocreales, Nectriaceae. The record is from RefSeq and is a predicted model, not a curated record.
AUGUCUACUACUGAUUCCAAGACGGAAAUGCCCGCCUCCAACUUUGAGGUGGAUUCCGAGGAUCUUCGGCUGGAUUCCAAGAUUCGCAUGUAUGGUCUCGUCAACAAUGCCAGGCUGGCCCUGACGGCGCUGGCCCUGGCCGCGGGCAUCACCAUCCUAGGUGUAUCGGCUGAUUCCGUCGCCGUCUAUAAUGCCACACACGUUCCUGACGACUUCCUACUUCCGCUGUGGCCAUCCAACCUGGAUUUCCGCCCAACUGUGGCUUUGGUGGCUGGAAGUGCCAUUGUGAUUGUGGCCAAUGCUAUGUCGCUGCUUGCCAGUAAGACCCAAGUUGUACGGAGCCAUUCAGGAGCACACAUGGCUUUGUCAUUUGCCGCCCCGGCUAUCGCUUUCAUUGCUGCCAUGAUUGCCAUGUCCUUCUUCUACGCCGUAAACGCAUCGACCACAGCCGAUUCGUUCCAGAGCUGGACAUGCCGGUGGAAGGACGUGGCUAUGAUGACACAGCCCCACUUCGGGACUCUGUGCAAGCAGAGCAAGGCUGGACUGGGUCUCUCCGUGUUCCUGGUGCCCCUCCAGGCCAUCAUUCUGGGGAUGGCGGGAUACCAGGCUAGCAUUCAGAGACAAGUCGACCAAGCCGCGCAUGGUCCCGAACACAAGACGGGAAGCCCGGCAAUGUCUUAG